UUAUGUGUAAUACAUUCCUUAAUCAUGUUUUGGAGAUGCUACACGAUCUUUUGUUUAAGAAAAGAGAAUGAAACUUGAGGUGAAAGAAUCCCGGCAAGUUAGCACGAAAGUCUCUCUGGGAGUACUGAAAGAGCGACUGGCAAAACAAACGCAGCAGAGACCAAGUCCAGAGAAGAUGCAGAAACGCUUGAGCAGUAGCCAUCAUCUGCUUCGUGGUGCUCAUGAUCGUCACUCCCCGCCAUCCCUCAAUCUCAAAAAUACCACGAUUUCGCUGACCAGCGUGAAAGCAGAGGUUUCCGCCACUAAAAUCGAUUCAGAGAACCCUACUCCCGAUUUCCUUUGCCGAACCACGAUCUGGGAAACCUUUUCAAACGUGUAAGCUUUCCCCACUCGGAAUCUGGUAACAGGGGAAGGGAACAACCUUGCCUACCAUGGUUAACAGAUGUGGUAGAUGGAUAAUUUUUUGUGUAAACACCAUGAAUCCCCAAACCAAGCAUUCAUCUACCCAACUCUUCACAUCCGCUCAUUUUUGCCCCAUCAGAAUCUCCAACCUCAAAAGCUUAAGGAAGUUUUCGCCCACCACAGCCUAAACCAGCUAACUAUAAAUAGGCUCGUUUCUACUCUGUAGUCUCUGCACAAACACAAAGCAGAGCAAACUUACUAUCACCCAGAGCAAAUAAUAAAGUUCAAUCCUUUUUUCCAAAAACCAUGAAAUCCUCUCUCUUUCCCCUUGUUCUGGUUACCCUACUCCUUUCUCUCAACCCAUCUGUUACGGGAAAAGGAUUACUGGAACCAUGUUCCAUUUCUUCCAUGUAUAUAUUUGGAGAUUCCGUUUCUGACGCCGGCAAUGCCAUAGUCGAGUACCCGAACUCCUACGCCGGCCAAUUCCCCAACGGAAUGACCAUAGGGAAGGCCACCGGAAGAUUCUGCGACGGGCUGCUAAUAGUGGACAGAAUCGCUGAGUCGGCGGGGCUACCGCCGACCAAUCCGUUCGAAAACAAGAGUCUGAACCAUUCGACCGGCGCCAAUUUUGCCGUCGGUGGUGUCGGGCUCUUGUCCAAAGAGCUUCGAGCAGAUUUGCAUGUCGAACUCGGUUCGUCCCAGAGCAGUUUGGAGGUUCAGCUUGGGUGGUUCGAUGAAUUUCUCCGAGAAGAACCUGCUCGCGCAGACAAGAUAGGGUCAGCUCUUUUCGUCUUGGGCGGCGGCGGGAAUGAUUAUGCAAGUUUUCAGAUGAACGACAGCUUCUUCAACGAUCACCCUCUGAGGGCCAAGAUGCUUAUAAUGCCGUAUGUAAUUGAUUCCCUCAAGAAUGGGACGAAGAAGGUAAUCCAGUACGGGGCGAAGAAGAUCGUCCUCCUCGGAGUUUACCAAGGGGGCUGUCUGCCGGGCACAAACGAAAGCAUGCUGCAUGUGGACGGGAUCUUCUGCAGCAAGGCGUGGAACUCGUACCACGAGCUCCACAACCAGCUCGUGCAGAAGCUUGUCCGCGACCUGAGCAAAGAGUUCCCGGAUGUCAGGAUCGUCUAUGGGAACAUUUGGAGCGGAGUGGACCGGCUGUUUCACAACUACCGGAGCCUCGGCUUUGAGCACUCCAACGCGGUCCGUUGCUGCGGUAAUGCAAGCAACACCAACUGCGGAUCUCCGGGGAGCCAUUACAUGUUCUGGGACGGGAGGCACUUCACAGACCACGCCUACCGCGUCAUCUCCGACAGCAUGAUCCCUCAGAUCUUCGAGGGCUUGCGGUGCGGUGGAGCUCCAGCUCCUGCGAAGAAUUUGGACGAGCAGAGAACUACUUCUCUUCUUCAACGGCAGCAGAACUGGAGCUAGCGUUAUACGCUGCAUCAGCUGAAGACGUGUCCAAAUCGUUCAGUCCCAGCUCUUCGUUCUGCUCGAACGACCUCUCGUACUCCUCAACUGGAUUCAUCAAAGCAACCCACGUUGACAAAACAAACACGUGUUACUCGGUCAAUUACUGUAGCAGGAGUACGACGACAUAUGACAACUAGCUUUGAAGUUAAUGCAAGGGCAUGAACUCAGCUCAGGCCUCAGUGUUCCAUUUAAGAUUGUAAUUGUACAACAGGAUGGACAAUUUACUUACAUAUAAGCUGUUGGUCGUCUUUGAGAUCAUCUGUUGCUGGAGCAAUGAAAGAAUUUGCCAAUGCAUCAUCAAGAAUCAAAGUAAAAGGCUUUUCAAGGUUUAGAAUCUGACAAGAGAAAUAAAUGGCAAGUCAGGAGUAUGGAAAAGAGAACGCAAAAAGCCAAAACCAGUGUGGUGCAUAACAGGAACAACUGAACACAUCCAUGCAUUUUCUUAACCUAAGUCAAGCAGUAACUUUCCUCAUGUACACAUGAUUGGUAUCAUACUGGUUCAUGAUACAUAUUCUAUGUUUCAAUGAAUGGCACCACCACAACGAACCAGAGCACCUAAAGAGAAACAAAUUAUGCCCAUUGACAUCCCGGAAGUUGAAUCUGGUACUUCGUGGCUAACAUAGUAAUCGUCAGAGGAGCAGCAUUAAUAGAGAUAGUCAUGCCUCUAAACACGAGUUGAUAAAAAAACCCAUGUUGGCUAAAAAUAGGCUUUAUGAACCCUACAGAAUACGUGUGAGUGAUAAUGUGGAGAUUAAAAAGAUCCUCGCCCACCAUAAACAGUGGAGUCAACAUCUCCAAUAACUCAACAACAAAAAAAGGAAGACCAC
Linum trigynum is the source of this 2696-nucleotide messenger RNA. Lineage: Eukaryota; Viridiplantae; Streptophyta; Magnoliopsida; Malpighiales; Linaceae. The record is from the annotation of a GenBank genome assembly.